Molecule: messenger RNA, 339 nt
Organism: Trypanosoma conorhini
Lineage: Eukaryota; Euglenozoa; Kinetoplastea; Trypanosomatida; Trypanosomatidae
Exons: 1
Coding region: 1-339 (112 amino acids)
Source: RefSeq, a predicted model, not a curated record
AUGAGCAUCCGUGAUGAACUGGUGGGGAAGCUAACCGCGGCGCUGGCCGAGCUUCAGCGGCGCCAUGCCGCUUCCGUCAAUGUCCCCCUUGACAGCGAAUUGCUUGGGGCAGUCGCUGAUUACAUUGAGCAGGGUGUGGAGGGGCAGACGACGUUGCAGCGGCUACACGGAGCUCUGCUGCAGUCGGUGGCAGCUUCCGGGGACGCCAUUCCUGCGGUGAAAGGAGGCGGCAGUGCAGUUGCAGGAGAGACAGGGUCGUUGGAGGACUCCGCGGAGGACCUGGGACGACGGCGUGCGGGGCGUCUUCUCGCACAGGCGCUCGCGCUACGUUUCAGUUAA